Molecule: messenger RNA, 128 nt
Organism: Racocetra persica
Lineage: Eukaryota; Fungi; Glomeromycota; Glomeromycetes; Diversisporales; Gigasporaceae
Source: the annotation of a GenBank genome assembly
AUACUCUUUUACAACUUGAUGGUUCUGCAAUAAGCCAUAGUGGUGUAUCAGAGGCUGCAAAUAAUUCUGAAGAUCUUUCAGGACUAACAGAAGAGGAAGAAGAUUUAUUGGACUCUUAUGGGGCAUAA